AUGGCCUCCAAAUUCCAGGGACCAAAUAUCAUGGAGGCAAAGGAACUUUUAACAGGACCAGGUUUACAUGCAUCCAAUUUACUAGGUUGGAUGCAUCGUAAGUUCCGCCAAAAUAGCUGCGACCCCCUCAAGGAUUUUGUCACUGGGCAGGCGUCGAUUGAAGAUCAACAGUUUAACCACCUAAAGCCAAACUAUGGCACGAAAUCCUUCAAACAAGGCCCAAAAGACCACCACCUUCGGAAGUCUUUCACUGGUCUAGAAGCAGCAAUAGUAGAAGAAGAAGACUACGGAGAGGAAACAUCAGCUGCAAUAUCUGAGCUGUUCCACGGCUUCCUCGCAAUUGGUACUCUUGGAGCUGACCAAGCAAUCGCUGAUCCCUCGACACCAACAUUCGCCAUCUCUGUUGAGAAUAUAACUGAGAAAGAAACAGAGGUGACAGAGAACGAUCUGAAGCUGAUCAAUGAUGAGUUGGAGAAGGUUCUGGGAGCUGAAGUGAAGGACGAUGGUUGCAAUUUUUCAUCUGGGAGAAACAGUCAUGUUAGCACUGGAAGAAGUAGUCAUGGAAGCACAAUUACACUUAGCGGUAAGCCAAUUGAAGGCGCAGAUCAGGCAAAUGCAGUCUGCCCACUCCAAGGAUAUCUUUUUGGGUCGGCAAUUGAAUUGUCGGAAACAACACCAGUAGCAAAGAAGGAACACAGGACAUCUCUUGGUGAGCUGUUUCAGAUGAGCAAAAUGGCAGAGGAGAAUUCCGGAACCAAGUGCGAGAGGGAGGAGAGACGAUCGGAGAAGGAAGCAGAUAAGUCUGCCAUGCACUUGAUGAAAAAGUUGCUCAAGAAAAAAAUGCUCCAUGCUUCUUCUCGAAGCUCAACAGAUGCUGCUGGUGGACCUCUUGAUUCUGCUUCAGCAGAGAAAAAGCUGCAUAAGAUACUGCAAAUGUUCCACAGGAAAGUUCACCCUGAAAACUCAACAGCAACCCAAAAGUCUAAUAAGCCCUACAAGACUGAAAACAAGAAGAAGAUAAUCAACAAUGGGGAUUACAACUAUGGAGAUCAGGUGUUCCCAGAUGAAGAAAUCAUUUCAUAUCCUAAACGAGCCCUUUUGAAGGAGAGCAUACGACGCUACAAGAGCCAAUCUAACCCGCCACAGUUCACACUUGGCAGCGGUGAUUCGAAUGGGAACAGGGAGCACUGGAUCAAAACAGAUGCAGAUUAUCUUGUGCUGGAGCUCUGAAAGGCAGAAGAAACAAUUGAGCGUGAUUCGUCACCCCUGAGCAGUUAGCAGUGAUAUCGUCUUUGUAAGAACCUCCUUGUUGGUGAUGGUUGCUAAUAGCAUAGCAAUAUGUGAUAAUGAGCUUGGGUUGAACAAAUAAAAUAAAAAAAGAGGCACACCUCUUGUAUCCGUGAGUGGGCAAUGUUAAAUGUAAGGUACAU
This is a messenger RNA of Corylus avellana, 1430 nucleotides long. Its product is annotated as protein LAZY 1-like. NCBI's taxonomy places the organism in Eukaryota, Viridiplantae, Streptophyta, Magnoliopsida, Fagales, Betulaceae. Gene Ontology annotation, biological process: gravitropism; regulation of auxin polar transport. The record is from RefSeq and is a predicted model, not a curated record.